GGUGCAGCUCCUAGGAGCUUCAGCUUUUGGACACUAUUCAUGUCUCAUGAAUUUAAAUUUCCCUCUUAAAAACUUACACUUUUAAAUAUUUUUUUAACUUCAAAAAACUCUUAAACAGUAAAAGUUCAAAAGUUUCAAAUCCAAACUUUUCAUAAACUCCCUUUUUACUUAUUUUUCACUCCCUUUUUCACCUUCCUAAAAGUUAAAACUCUAUUUUCCCUCCAAUAAAAAUUUAAACUUAUCACUCAUAACAGUACUCAAAAAGUUAAAGCUCUCACCAGCCACACCAAACAGUGAGUUAAAUGCUGAAAAAAAAGUCUGCAGAGAAUUUCAUUUCGGAAAGAUUUUCCGGUGAUGUGGGGGUUUUUAAUUGGACCGGGAUACCACGUCAGUGGAAUCCCGGUGAUACCCCAGACUUUCUCCUCCCUUUCUCGUUCGCUUGCCGACCAAACGGCCCCAGUUCUCGGACAGCCUCACAUCAGACAAAGCACAGCCCUCCCCGCCCUUUGCUUUUCCUGAAGAGAGAGCAGUGCUUGUCGGUGGAGGAAUGGGUCAACAGUCCGAUCAGCAGUGAAGAAAACAGGGGAGCAAUCAAAGGGCUAAAAAGAGGAGAGAAUAAGCAAUCUGAGGCAAGUCCUAGGUUUCUUCAAACUUUUUGUAUAAAUAGAGAGGGAGAAUCGGAAGAAGGGGGCGGACGGAAAAAAAAAAUCGAGCCGAGAAAAAAAAGGAGGAGAUCCCAGAGCCUUGGGUACCGGCGGAAGGAGGAAUUUCUUGAGUGCCCUAUUGCUUGUAAUCUGAUAUUUGAGGGAUGUUUGGCACUUGUCUGUGCUCCAUCUGUAUGGCCAAAGGGAUUUGGUGGCAUUUUCAAACUGUUUGCUUCUCCUUCCAACAUAUGAACCACGGAUUUCAUUGAUGGUCGCUUUGUUGGAUACCACUGGAAGCACCAAAGUCCAACAAUUGUCAGUUUUCUUGCUAUCUUGGCAUGCCCCUCAUUUUCUAUUCUAAUCCCCAGAACUUCUCCUAUCUCCAAGCAAUUAUACACCCAUUCUGGGAAAUAAACUUGGCUUGUACUCCCCACUGUGAUGUCAAUAUUCUUCCUCCCUCCUACCAUUUCCAACAAUAGCAUUCCAAAACUAUAAACAUCUGAUUUAUAU
Molecule: messenger RNA, 1154 nt
Organism: Rubroshorea leprosula
Lineage: Eukaryota; Viridiplantae; Streptophyta; Magnoliopsida; Malvales; Dipterocarpaceae
Source: the annotation of a GenBank genome assembly